Triticum urartu is the source of this 3137-nucleotide messenger RNA. The record is from RefSeq and is a predicted model, not a curated record. NCBI's taxonomy places the organism in Eukaryota, Viridiplantae, Streptophyta, Magnoliopsida, Poales, Poaceae.
CAUGAAGACGGAGCCAACCAAAAUGCUCGCUUCUCUCGCCACACUUCUCCUGCUGCUGCUGACGACGACCACCACCGUCACGCCCGCGCCGGACCUGGCGGCCGUGCCUGCAGAGCAGGCAAGGGCGCUCCUCACCUGGAAAGCCAGCCUUGAUAAUCAAAGCCAGCACACUCUGCGGUCCUGGGAGAAUACCUCGGCGCCCUGCAGCUGGCGCGGCAUCAGGUGCACCAUGCACCGGCACCGGCGCCGGCCAGUGAUCAGCGGCAUCUCCCUGCGGGGGAGGCGACUGAGAGGUUCGUUGGGGUCGCUGAACUUCUCAGCGCUGAUGACCAUGACGCGCCUCGACCUCUCGCACAACCACCUCACCGGGAGCAUCCCUCCUGACAUCAAGGCCCUCGUGGAGCUUGAGAAUCUCCUUCUGCAAGGCAACCAGAUAAGAGGCUCAAUCCCACUAGGUCUAACAAACCUCACAAAACUCCGUUCCUUGAUGCUUGAUCACAAUGAAGUCUCUGGUGAAAUACCAAGGCACAUAGGCAACAUGACCAAUCUCAUGACACUCACCUUGUCAUACAAUCACUUAGUUGGUCAUAUCCCUUCUGAAGUAGGCCACCUAAAGCACUUGGUUAUGUUGGAUUUGUCUAGUAAUAAUCUUUCCGGCUCAAUUCCACCCAAUGUAGGAAAUUUGACAAAACUAAGUGCCUUGUACCUUUACCAAAACCAACUUUCUGGUCAAAUUCCACGAGAAUUAGGCUACCUUGUGAACUUAGAAUACUUGAGUCUUAGCAACAACACACUCAUCCAUAACCAACUUUCUGGGCAAAUUCCACGAGAAUUAGGUUACCUUGUGAACUUAGAAAGCUUGUCUCUUCGUGAUAAUACGCUUUCUGGUUCCAUCCCAAACAGUUUAGGGAAUUCGACAAAACUCACUAUCUUCCAACUUGACCAAAACCAACUUUUUGGUUCAGUUCCUCAAGAAAUUGGCAACUUAACGCGUCUUGUUCUGAUGCAACUCGCUUUUAACAACCUCUCUGGUGCCUUGCCAUUUGGACUUUGUGCGGGAGGUCGGCUACAACAUUUGACUGCUACGGACAACAAGUUGGUUGGACCCUUGCCGUCAAGCUUGCUAAGUUGUACAAGCCUAGUCAGAGUUCGACUUGAGCGGAAUAACCUCGAAGGAGAUAUCACCAGAAUGGGAGCUCAUCCAAAUCUUGACUAUAUUGAUAUCAGUUCAAAUAGACUAUUUGGUAAAUUAUCUCAUCGUUGGGGUGAAUCCCACAAACUUACCAUGCUACGUGCAUCAAACAAUAAUAUAAGUGGAGUAAUACCAUCAAGCAUAGGGAAAUUAUCUCAAUUGAGGAUACUUGAUGUUUCAUCAAAUAAGCUUAAAGGACAGAUUCCACUAGAAAUUGGCAAUGUAACGAUGUUGUUCAAUUUGAGCCUUUCUGGUAACUUACUCCAGGGAAAAGUGCCACAAGAAAUUGGAUUGCUGAACAAUUUGGAGUAUCUAGAUUUAUCAUCAAACAACCUAACUGGGCAGUUACCAAGAUCAAUUGGGCAUUGUCUUAAGCUUCACUUUCUAAAGCUUAGCCAUAAUCACCUCAAUGGCAGCAUUCCUAUUGAGCUAGGGAUUUUGGUAAACCUGCAAUAUCUGUUGGAUCUAAGUGACAAUUCAAUUGAUGGUGCUAUCCCGAGUGUGUUAGGUGGUCUUAGUAUGCUUCAAGCCUUGAAUGUUUCUCACAAUGCACUCAGCGGCAACAUUCCACCGUCAUUUCGGAGCAUGACCGGCCUCCUGUCCAUGGAUGUGUCUUACAACAAAUUAGAAGGGCCAGUGCCACAUACUAGGCUCUUUGAAGAAGCUCCGGUCAGAUGGUUCUGGCAUAACAGGGAAUUGUGCGGUGUUGUGAAAGGUUUGCCCCCUUGUGAUCUUCCUCGAAGUAGUGGACACGGAAAAAAGUUUGGAGCUAUUUUAUUAGCUAUUAUACCCGUUGUUGUGUCAUUUGGGUUUAUCACUGCACUAGCAACAUGGCAAUGCAGAAAGAAGAAACCCAAGCCCGAAAUUGCAAAUGUAGUACAACAAACCAAGAUGUUCGCCAUCUGGAACUUUGAUGGGGAAGAUGUGUACAGGAAAAUUGUUGAUGCUACAAAUAAUUUCAGUGACACUCAUUGCAUUGGAUCUGGAGGAAGUGGAUAUGUCUACAGAUCUCAGUUACCAACAGGUGAAAUAUUUGCAGUGAAGAAGAUCCAUGUGGUGGAUGACGAUGAUCAAUUUAACCGUGAAAUACAUGCUUUGAUGCAUAUUAGGCAUCGCAACAUUGCAAAGUUAUUUGGUUACUGCUCCGCAACUCAGGGAAGAUUCCUUGUGUAUGAAUACAUGGACAGAGGAAGCUUAUCAACAUAUUUGAAGCAUAAGGAAACUGCCGUUGAAUUGGAUUGGACAAGGAGGCUAAAUAUUGCUUGGGAUGUUGCUCAUGCUUUGGCUUACAUGCAUCACGACUGCUUUGCGCCAAUAGUUCACAGAGAUAUAACAAGCAACAACAUUUUGCUUGAUCUGGAAUUUAAAGCCCACAUCUCGGAUUUUGGUCUAGCGAAAGUACUAGAUGUGGAUGCAUCGAACUGCACAAGUCUUGCCGGCACAAAAGGAUAUCUUGCCCCAGAGCUUGCAUACACAACAAGGGUGACAGAGAAGUGUGAUGUUUAUAGCUUCGGAGUGCUCGUCCUAGAGCUGUUCAUGGGACAUCAUCCAGGGGAUCUCCUUUCGUCCAUGGACAACCACAACAGAAGUACAUUACUUGGGAACUUGCUGGACACCUGUCUCCCACUCCCUGAAGCUGACAUCGCAAGUAAAAUAUUUCAAGUGGUUGUCGUCGCUGUUCGGUGCAUAGAGCCUGAUCCAUCGCACCGUCCAACGAUGCAGCAUGUGAUUAAGGUGUUCUCAACAGCUAAACGGUCACCUGCUAAUAAUCUUGAUUAUCUCCACACUACCAUUGCCAUCCCGGCAUGCUCGUCCUGACCCAUGAACGUCAGUGCAGUUAGCACACUGUUGUUUUUCUUCGGUUCGAUUAUGUAGACACUGUCCGUAAGUCAUAAGUUUAUCUGUAUGGUAGUUUGUUCUCUGCAUUACCCGUCAUGCCAUGUAC